Messenger RNA from Diorhabda sublineata, 1932 nucleotides. Its product is annotated as probable inactive peptidyl-prolyl cis-trans isomerase-like 6. The transcript has 7 exons. Bases 75 to 1310 code for a protein of 411 amino acids. Lineage: Eukaryota; Metazoa; Arthropoda; Insecta; Coleoptera; Chrysomelidae. Gene Ontology annotation, molecular function: peptidyl-prolyl cis-trans isomerase activity. The record is from RefSeq and is a predicted model, not a curated record. Gene Ontology annotation, biological process: protein peptidyl-prolyl isomerization.
GUCAACAACGUCACUUCGAAUUAAAUAUCAACCAGAAAAUAUAUACUUGAAAAUAUCGAAUAAAUUGUAGUUAAAUGGAUAAAGAUGAGGAAGAAGUAGCCAUUAAAAAAGAAACAUUUUUUAUUUCUGGUAUAGUAACAAGCCCAUCGUUUCAAAGAUGUAGAUUCUUAGCUAUAAAACUAUACAGAAGUUUCCCGAAAUUGUAUGAGCAACCGAAUAUUAAACCAAUGUUUAAUGUAGAAUGGGAAGAAUACUUAACAAAGAUGAAACGUACUUACGGCCAAAAAAUAUGGGCAUUAAAAAAACAAGUGAUGGUUUUCGUAAACGAUAGCUAUUUAGGAGAUGAUACGGAUUUCGUUAACCAUCUCCAACAGAAAUAUCAUUUCUCCUUGAACUUAGACCUGGAUAAAAUGGGAAGGUGCCAUCUCGUGGAAAUGUUGAGAAACAUAAUGGGUAAAUACAGGCAGAUAGCUUAUUUGACGAUAUCAAUUAAUAACCAAGUGAUCGGUUCAAUGAUGUUCGAGUUAUAUAACGAUUUGGUUCCUCUAGCUUCUGAAAAUUUCCUCGAAAGAUGUAAAGACAUGGAAGACGGUUAUACAGGAACGCCAAUUCAUAGGAUUGUGAAAGGCGGUUGGAUUCAAUGUGGAGGUUGGAAUUUAACAAACAAAAUAAUGCCUUGUGAGAAUUACGUAAUUCCACAUGACAGGAGAGGCGUUUUAUGUACGACAAAUAUUGGAAGACACAAAGAAAAUUCUACACAGUUUUUUAUUACAUUAGCUCCAGCCCCUUGGAUGGACACCAAAUAUGUUGCUUUCGGGCAACUACUUCAAGGAGAAGAAAUAUUGAGAGCUAUCGAAAACGUCCCUACUUAUUACGAAUCACCCAAAUACCCCAUAGACAUAAUAAUGAGCGGGGAAGUAACCUUGGACGGUAUACCUGAUUACUUCACUUCGACAGAUCAUCCCGGAUAUCAAAGUAUUCAACCCACGGAUGACAUGUGCUAUAAAGACAAUUAUAAUAUGGUACCAACAACGUCUAGAUUCUCUAUAACGAAGUUCAGACAUGGUUUGUACAGUUUGGAAACAGAUAUGAGGAAUUAUCUGACGUUUCCACAAUUACCGGAUUAUCUAAUGCCGAGAAUUGACAAAACUGGAUCCGAAGGAAGUAGUACUAGUACUCUCGAUAUAGGAAAAUUCGUUACAUUGGACGUACAACCUCUGGUGUUACAAGAUUCCGUUGUAGAUUUUUCCAAGACUCAAAAUAUUCUAAAAGAUUGCAAAAUGCCAACCCAGAGCAAUACUACAUUGUAGAAGUUUUUAUAUAUAUCUGUAUAAAUAUAUGUUAGUGCCUCGUGAAGGGUUUUUUCUUCUAAUUCGAAUCACACACUGGUGAAAACAAUACUGGAGAUAGAGGAAGAAGAAAGGAGAGGAAAGGAUACAAGAUAAUUUGAGAUCAAAAGCAACGAAUAAAAGAAGAAGAAGCAUGGAAGUUAUUCAAAGAAAUUUUUGAAGAAAUGGAGGAAAUUUGUGGGUGAAGGAAGAACCAGGAACACUUGGCUACAACGAGUAGCGUAGGAAGAGUGAAAAGAGUGAAAGACAAGAUUGAUAGAAAAGAAGUGGGAAAAUGGAUGAAAGGAGAAUGAAAACUGGAGUCCCAAGUAGAACAUUGCUAGAUAGAAUUUCCUUCUUUUCGCUGUAACUUUGGUUUCAUUCAAAUAAUUAAGUAAUUUGGACGCCACAUUGUUUAUAAAAGCAAUGAUAACAAAAAAGAAUUUGAGUGGAUAAAAAAAUUUUGAAUAGAAAGUUACAAAUAUUGAUUUUUGUUAAUAUAUAGUGUGUUCCAAUAUAAAUACUGUUUUCGAUAAUUAAAAUCUCCAAAAUGUAUUUCAACUCAACACUUUAAUUAAACAAAUUUUAAUUAACAACAAAUAAA